GAACAAGUGACCCAAGGAAGCACAAGAGAGCCAAAAACACCAAAGUGAGGCCACACAAACAAAAAGAGUGAUAGAGAGAGAGUGAGAGCUUUUCUGCAACUGUGUUUGAUAAUUUUGAUUGUUCUUCAACUCCUUCCCCUUUCUCUUUGAACCCCUCUUCUCUGAAUCCCUUUCUGUCGUCGUCUGUUUUUCGAAAGAACAUAUUUUGGGGCUUGUUUUUGGGAAUCUUAAUUGGAAAUUACAUCAAUUGUGAUAAAACAAAGCAAACCCAGAAGGGUAUUUCUGAAAGCAGGUGAUUCAGAACAGUGAUCCAGGUUUUUUCUCCUUUUUUUUUUUUCAGUAUAAAGUUUUAAGCUUUUCUGUGAUCAACUGGGAGGGUUUAUUUUUGUCCCUCGAAGGUUGGUUUUUUCAAGCCUGUUUAGUCUUUCUUUGUGCAAAAAAACCUUGUCUUUUUAUCUGGGUUUUUUUUCUUCUUCUUGGAUUUAGUCUACCUGUUCUUUGAUUUUGGUAAGAAACAGGUUGGUUUUAAGGAAAUAUAUUUUCUGUCUUAUAUUCUAGCUUUUACCCCUUUUGUGACUACAUGGCAACCGCUAUAGAUCUUUACAGCAGCAGCUCAAUGACACCAGAUUUAUCAGAUUCCUUGAGGGACGAUCAGCUCCUGAAAGCACUUAUGCCUUUUAUGAAAAGUGUUUCAUCAACCUCUUCUUUGACAUCUUUUUCUUCUUCUAUUUCUUCACCAACCUCUCCUUCUUCCUUUUCUUCCUACCCUUCUUCUUGCACUUACCCUCCUCCACUCUACUCUUCUCAGCCCAAUUUGUACCCUGACUUUUGCUCACCAUCCACAACCCACAUGUUUGAUCAAGUGAGUUUUGAGCAAACAGGUUCAAUAGGGCUUAACCAACUUACCCCAUCUCAAAUUCUUCAAAUCCAAACCCAAAUGGUCCUCCAACAACAGCAGGAACUCCAACAAAAGGAACAAAUUGCUGCUCUUGCUUCUCCAGCUUCACUGCAAAACCAAUAUCAGCACCAAAACCCUCGCACCCUGAAAUUCCUCAGCCCAAAAGCCAUCCCAAUGAAGCAAGUUGGUGCUCCCUCCAAACCCACAAAGCUCUACAGGGGAGUGAGGCAGAGGCAUUGGGGCAAAUGGGUUGCUGAGAUUAGACUUCCCAAGAACCGAACCCGCCUAUGGCUUGGUACCUUUGACACUGCUGAAGAAGCGGCUUUAGCUUAUGAUAAAGCUGCUUAUAAGCUCAGGGGAGACUUUGCUCGGCUCAAUUUCCCUCAUCUUAAGCACCAAGGGGCUCAUGUCUCUGGCGAUUUUGGCCACUACAAGCCUCUCCAUUCCUCCGUGGAUGCCAAGCUCCAAGCAAUUUGCCAGAGUUUGGCUGCUAAUUCGGCGAAACAAGGGAAAACAGGGGAGCUCUGUUCUGCGGCAGAGAGAAAGCCAGCGAUAUCAUCUCCUUCGGAGGUUUCAUUGAAAACUGAAUUGAAAGGUGAAUGGGAGUUAACUGGUGUAGAGUGCUAUAGACCGGAGAUCUCAUCUUCGCCCUCUCGGUCCGUUGAGUCUUCAACCGGGUCCUCUUCACCGGAAUCCGACAUUACCUUCUUGGAUUUUUCGGAUUCUCAAUGGGAUGAGGCUGAGAAUUUCGGACUAGAGAAGUACCCUUCAGUGGAGAUUGACUGGUCUGCUAUAUGAAGUCCUUAUGAUAAUGUAAUCUUUGCUUAUUUCUUUCUUUAACUUUAGUUUGUGUCUAGUUUGGGUUUUAGCCUUUUAGGUCCAGUUUGGUGUAGCCAGGUGCUUCUGCAAUGAAUUUUUGACAUUUGCAGAGGUUUUCCUCAGUCCUAGUUACUAGUUCUUAGGAUGAUGAGUCCGCUAUAUGUAAUGAUUUCUCCAUUUUGGUCUGCUGGUAAUUUUUGUUCCUUGCAUGACUAUGGAGAUUUCUGGUUAUCCUUUCGGGUCAGUGUAAUUAAACUGUUCCUUUUGUUAGUGUUAAUUGUUCUACUUUUUCUA
Messenger RNA from Prunus avium (sweet cherry), 2011 nucleotides. RefSeq names its product ethylene-responsive transcription factor RAP2-4. Lineage: Eukaryota; Viridiplantae; Streptophyta; Magnoliopsida; Rosales; Rosaceae. Gene Ontology annotation, molecular function: DNA-binding transcription factor activity; sequence-specific DNA binding. Gene Ontology annotation, cellular component: nucleus. The record is from RefSeq and is a predicted model, not a curated record. Gene Ontology annotation, biological process: regulation of DNA-templated transcription.